Didymodactylos carnosus is the source of this 492-nucleotide messenger RNA. NCBI's taxonomy places the organism in Eukaryota, Metazoa, Rotifera, Eurotatoria, Philodinida, Philodinidae. The record is from the annotation of a GenBank genome assembly.
AUGUUAAGUUUCACAUCUGAUCCAAUCUAUCGUCGUUUAAUCGACGAUCCAACAGAAAAGCGUACAUGGUGUUCUAUUACAUAUCAAAAUCAUCCAUGGCUUAAAUAUUAUACCUCCGCAGUAAGCAUCUUUCACUUUCUUGCACCAUUUAUUAUCAAUUUUAUAUCAGCAAUUAUUAUUGUAAUUAAACUAACAAGAACUAAAUCAAACGUACAGCCUAAUAACUUGCAAAUGUUCUAUGGACAAUUAUUAAAAGCACAAUUACUUAUACAUAAACAUUUAAUUAUUAGUCCAUGCGUUCUAGUCUCAUUAACACUACCACGUUUAAUUAUUUCAUUUGUUUAUGUUUGUAUGAAAUCACCACGUCAGCCAUAUUUAUUCUUAUUUGGAUAUUUCAUAUCUUACUUACCAUCUCUCGCAACAUUUUUCAUAUUUGUAUUACCAUCAACUACGUAUAGAAAAGAACUUUUAAAACGUUUUAAAAAAGCAUAA